Rosa chinensis is the source of this 948-nucleotide messenger RNA. RefSeq lists its product as uncharacterized. Lineage: Eukaryota; Viridiplantae; Streptophyta; Magnoliopsida; Rosales; Rosaceae. The record is from RefSeq and is a predicted model, not a curated record. Bases 1 to 948 code for a protein of 315 amino acids. The transcript has 2 exons. Gene Ontology annotation, molecular function: RNA-DNA hybrid ribonuclease activity; nucleic acid binding.
AUGUGGAAUGAAAGUUUGAUAAGAUCUACAUUUCGCCCACAUGAGGUCGAUACUAUUCUGUCAAUACCUAUUGCUGCGGGAAGGAGGGAUGAUUCUAUUGUUUGGCAUUAUUGCAAAGAUGGAAGGUAUACAGUGAAGUCAGGGUGUUGGUUAGCAUCAGAGCUUCAGAGGGUUCAUGAAGGGUCAGUGGGUUGUAGCAACAGUAGCAAUAAGGAAGGUACCCAAGUUUGGGACACUUUGUGGAAAUUAAGAAUUGCUAAUAAGGUGAAACUUUUUCUUUGGCGUGCUUGUAAAGGCUUCCUACCUUGUGCUGCUAAUUUGUUCAGAAGGUAUAGGGAAAUUCUAACCUUUGUUGCCGAUGUGGGAGGGAGGAGGAGACAACAAUCCAUUGUAUGUGGAGCUGUCCGUGGUCUAAGAAGGAACAGAUUUAAGCACGAAGGAGUUGUGGAGGAGAGUAAGCAUAUUGUAUGGAGUGCGAAUGAGUGGUUAAACAACUUUCAGACCGUGACUAAAGAUGCAACACAAAAGAGAGUGAAAGUCAAGUGGAGGCCACCUACUGCACCAAAUCUGAAGUUGAAUACUGACGCAGCAAUAGAUUAUAAAAAGAAGAAGGCUGGUCUAGGCAUGGUUGUACGAGAUGGUGAGGGGAAAUUGAAGUGUGCAGGGCACAAGGUACUGCCAGGAAACCCAUCUAUUGUUGCUAUUGAAGCUCUUGCUGUCUAUCAUGGAUUACUUUUAUGUAGAGAAGCUGGUUUUCAGAACUUAGUAGUGGAGAGUGAUUCCACCAUAGUAAUUGAUGCGUUGAAUAAGACAAAGCUUGAUCUUAGUGUGGAGGGUGGAGUCUUGGAUGAUAUUAAGUGCUUGGCUUCAACUUUGAAUCAGUCCUGUGGAAGAGAGUCAAUAGAGAAGGCAAUAUUGCUGCACACAAGAUGGCAAAGCAUGCCUUAA